CGGACCUACAGAAACUUAUCGAAGACUCUUCAUCGACGUGGAUAAGUCCUAUUUGGAAUGUUUGAAGAGUAGAUCGCAUGGUACAAGCUUCACAUAUUGCCGUUCAAAUUUAUUUCACUCGCAAAAUGGGUGAAAAGACUUUCCUGCAAAAAACUAAUAUCAACUGGUAACAUUUACAAUACCGUGAUUGGUCAAUUAGACCCGCAGGGGUUUAUAACGAGCGACUAGCAUUUUGUAUCAGAGCCGUUAAAUUGCUCAAAGAAAUCUCCGGGCAUGAUUUAACCAAUGGAGACAAUGUUGCGACGAUUAUUUCGUUGUAUAUGGCAUCAUGCCAAUCGCCGCAUCGCUUUAUAUAAAAGCUUACAUCCGUGUUGUCCUCAGUUAUCUGCUGAAACUUUGAACUCCAAGCGUUGUCAGAAAGUAUUCCCUCUUAAAGUUGUCUAACAACAUUGAAAAUUGAUAAUGGCGUUUUCGAUUUGUUGUAUAUUAAUCUACGUGUUAUAUUUUAAUACUGCAGAAAGUACAGAUUUUUACAAACAAGAUCUCAACUACGUUCCUCAACUAAAAGACAACAAAUUCCAUCAGAUAAAAAUCAAAGGAAUGGACAGAGUACCUCAUAAAAUACAAAUCGGCAAAGAUUCACUGGCAAUCGACUUUGUCAACGCUUGUUCUUACAAAAACGGAGGUUGUCAGCACGCAUGCCUAAUCAAAUCCUCAACGAAAUAUGAUACGUCCAGCUGCGCGUGCUACGUGGGCUACAAGUUGAAGUCUAAUUUGAAGGAUUGUGAGCUUAUUGCGUACGAUAGCAACAAAAAUACUAGUGAAUCUUUCAACGCACCAAGUGGACAUCGCAUUCGAAGACAAAACAAAUUGUUCGCUACUGUUGGCGCCAAUCUCAAGUAACCGCCACGCUGCCUUUGGAUUGAGUUCCAUAGGAUCUCUACACAAGACCCAAACAUAAUUCACUCGCAUAACUUUUUCUGGGUCACCUUCGAC
Phymastichus coffea is the source of this 996-nucleotide messenger RNA. RefSeq lists its product as uncharacterized. The transcript has 3 exons. Bases 463 to 903 code for a protein of 146 amino acids. NCBI's taxonomy places the organism in Eukaryota, Metazoa, Arthropoda, Insecta, Hymenoptera, Eulophidae. The record is from RefSeq and is a predicted model, not a curated record.